AUGGGCGAUCAGCGUGUACACAAACCCCCAGCGAAGCUGGGAACCUCCGGGCCGAAGGUGCUUCUGCCACUGCUGCUGCUGGCGGCGGCAGCUCCCUCCUCGUGGGGUCUCUUUACGGUGGAGAGCAAUGGCCUGGGUGUAGCUUUGAUGGAGUCUGUGGCCGGAGCCCUGAACGCCUCCAGCCUGGCCCUGGCCAACGACACGGCCUGGCCGCCGCAGCACCAUCCGCCGGCGGAGCAGGAGGAGAUCGAGUCGUACGACUACAUUGUGGUGGGAGCAGGCAGUGCCGGCUCCAUUGUGGCCAGUCGUCUCAGUGAGUCGUCGCCCCAUGUGCGGGUCCUGCUGCUGGAGGCGGGCCAGCUGCCGCCCCUCGAGUCGGAGAUCUUCUCGCUGAGUCCCGCGAUGCAUCACGACGAGCGGUACAUGUACCUGGACGAGGCCGAGCCGAGUCCCAGCUGCUGUCUGGCUAUGGAGCCGCCGCAUGGGUGCUCCUGGUGGCACGGCCGCAUGAUGGGCGGAACAGGGGCCCUGAACGGGAACAUCUUUGUGCCCGGUAGCCAGGCCAACUUCAACGGAUGGCGGCGACGGUUGAAUCUGCGCGGCUGGGACUGGCCCCAGGUGCAGCUCGCCUACCGCCAGCUGCAGCGGCGCCUGCAGCUCAGCUACUUCCAGGUGGAUCCAAUCAAUCUACGGCUCUCCAGCCUGAUCUAUGCGGCUGCCUCAGAGCUGGGCGUGCCGCGAAUGCAGCAGCCUCUGGUGGCCGGCACGAGCCUAGGCUACACCCAUCACGUGCCCGUGACCCUCAAUGCGGGAAGGAGGGCCAGCAGUGGGCGCCUGUACCUGGCCAACCCGCAGGACAGUCGGAGACCAAAUCUGAAAGUGAUCAGAGGCGCCACAGUCCAGCGGGUGCUGCUGGACGAGGCCGAGGGUGGCAGACGGGCCAAGGGCGUCGUCUACUUCCUGGAUGGCCCAGACAGAGGCGAACGCACCGCCAAGGUCCAGCGUGAGGUAAUCGUGAGCGGAGGAGCCCUCAACUCUGCCAAGCUCCUGCUGCUAUCCGGCAUCGGACCAGCAGAACAGCUGCGUCCGUUGGGAAUCACGCCCCUGAGGGAGCUGCCCGUGGGCGAGAAUCUCCACGAUCAUGGGAUGCUGCCGCUCUACCUCCGCUUCACCCGAAACUGUGCCAUCAACAGCACCCAGGAGGCCGGGCGCAGCGCCUACUCCGCCGCAUCUGUGGCGGAGUAUCUCCUGAACGGGCAGAGGGGACCUCUGGCCAACAGCUUCUCCAUGAUGGGGUUCAUCAACUCCAGUGCCCCCGGGUCGAUCAAGGGCGAGCCCGACCUCCAGCUGGUGGCCCACACGCUGAUGGCGCGCGGCGGCUCGGGCAGCUUUGGGUAUCUGGGAUUCCGGCCGGAGCUGGUCGAGGCCCAGCUGGAGGUGCUGCGGGAGUCGGAUAUGCUGCAGAUCAUGGGCUCCCUGCUCAGGCCGCUCUCCCGGAGCGUGGUCCGGCUGCGCAGUGCAGAUCCCUGGCAGGCCCCGCUCAUCGAGAGCCACUACGGCGAGGAGUCCGAGGACCAGGCCACUCUGCUCCGCUACGUGCGCUACGUCCAGAGGAUGGCGCGAACCAAGUCCUUCCGCCGAUGCGGCCUCCAGCUCUGGCUGCCCCCGAUAGCCGCGUGCGACCAACUGGCCGGCGACUCGGACUCGGACGAGUACUGGCUGUGCUAUAUCCGACACUUCUACGUGGGCUCUUGGCACUCGGUCGGCUCCUGUCGCAUGGCUGCGGCCGGGGAUCCGCGGGGCGUCGUCGAUGAGCGGCUGAGGGUGCACGGGGUGCGAGGCCUGCGCGUGGUGGACGCCAGCAUCAUGCCCGAGAUCACGGCAGGCCACACGAAUGCCCCGACGAUGAUGAUCGGGGAGCAGGGCGCUCGCAUGAUCAUCGAGGAUCAGCAGGCCAACGAGGUGAUCGCAUAAAUGAUCUUUCCAUCGAUCCAUCCAUCUCACAGCCAUUCAAAGCACGUUAAACUGUAGCUA
This is a messenger RNA of Drosophila persimilis, 2034 nucleotides long. Its product is annotated as glucose dehydrogenase [FAD, quinone]. The transcript has a single exon. Lineage: Eukaryota; Metazoa; Arthropoda; Insecta; Diptera; Drosophilidae. The coding region runs from base 1 to 1974 and encodes 657 amino acids. Gene Ontology annotation, molecular function: flavin adenine dinucleotide binding; ecdysone oxidase activity. The record is from RefSeq and is a predicted model, not a curated record.